Messenger RNA from Mugil cephalus (flathead mullet), 4562 nucleotides. RefSeq names its product interphotoreceptor matrix proteoglycan 1b (gene impg1b). The record is from RefSeq and is a predicted model, not a curated record. The coding region runs from base 968 to 3988 and encodes 1006 amino acids. Gene Ontology annotation, biological process: visual perception. The transcript has 19 exons. Lineage: Eukaryota; Metazoa; Chordata; Actinopteri; Mugiliformes; Mugilidae.
AACCACGUCUUGAAGGAGACUGCUUUAUUCUUUGGUCAAGGAGAAGAAGAGAAAUGUACAUAGUGUAAGUGGAAUAGCUUGUUUUCUAUCAUGCAGAAUUAGGGAGGAGGAAGAUCAAAUAAGAAGUAGGUAGGAGGUAGGAUAGGUGCAAACAUUGGUCUUUACAGGCAGAGGAGCAGACUUAAAGGCUGAACUUGGAUGUGCAGCUACAAAAAGAAUGAAGUUCACUGUUUGGCCGGUGAACGGGACAGCAACAAAACUGCAAUCCUGACCUCUCCCGACGUCCAAAAUCACUGGCCUGAGAGGCACAGAUUUGCUGUGGGCGCCCCAGAGGGAAGGGCUCUAGACUGAGGCAGAAUAGAGGAAGAGUUAGCCAGUGUGACAGUGGCAUGUAGAGGGGGACAAGAACACACAAAGAGGCUCGGUGUCAGCCAUCAAGCUGCGGCCACUGUGUGGAGUAGUUAUCCGGUCUUGGCCAAGUUUGUCCAGAUGAGAGUCCAGAAGGUGACUAACAGGAUGAGGCCUGGCGGCCAUGUGGUCCCGCAGGGAUUACAAGCAGCAAGAAGAAGGUAAAGAGAUUAGGCUCAAAACAGGAGCCUGCUUUUUUAACCUCGUCAUUGUUGUCACACUGACAGCGUAGGAGGAAGCUCCUGAGCCAAAAUUCCAUCUCCUGCGCUCCUUCCCUACCUUCCCACUGCUCAUUCAUCCAUACGGCCACGCCUGUCAUCUGCAGGACAUCCAGGAACUAGCCACUUGGGAAACUGACCAGGAACUACAAGUAUAGGAUUGGAUUGGAAUCCCUGAUUUGAUGCCGUUAAGAGCUUGCCAGCACGCAUGAAGAGGCUUGUGCACACUCUGCUAAUGGACUUAAGAUAAAGAGACUCUGGAUUUUAUUGUUGUGGUUGCUCGCAACUAUCUCUUCACAAAUGACAACUUCAGGCUUGAACAACACAUAAAUUAGCCCAUCAUGCUUUUGAAGUCGGGACUAUUCCUCACUUUGUGUCUGUUUACGCUGCAAGCAAGUCAAAUCAAAGACCUUCGUGACAAUGGCUUUUCUGGACUCAGGGAUGUGAGGUACCGGCACUUCCUAGAAGCCUCUAGGCCGAUCAGGCAUGCAACCAACGUCAGAGGAGAGCAGGAUGGCCGUCGGACGAAGAGGUCGGCGGUCUUAACCACGGGUGUCAAAGUGUGUCCUCAGGAGACAAUGAAAGCAGUCAUUGGUAGCCACCGGGCCUAUUACAAGCUCAGAGUUUGCCAAGAAGCGAUUUGGGAGGCAUUUCGAAUCUUCUUGGACAGAGUCCCAAACUCAGAGGAGUACAGAGCCUGGGUUUACACCUGCCAACAUGAAAACCUGUGCAUGGACGACCUGGCCCAGAAUUUCAGCAGCUCUCAGGAGCACCUUGACAUGGUGGCCAGGAGAGUAGCUGAGGAGUCUGGAAGUGAAGGGAUUGAAGCUGGAACCAUAGAACCAGACAGGGAAUGCACCUGGACUCCUCCUUUCAUUCUGCUUCCAACCGAGACAGACGUGAUUGAAGAGGAUCCCAACAUGAUAAAAGAGAACUAUGAGGAAUACAUUGUGGAGUUCAGCGUCACCAUUGUGGACCGGACGUACAGCGAACUGCUCAGCGACCCCGAGGCUCCGCAGUUCAGCGACGCGACGAGAGAGCUCACAGACAAGAUGCUUCAUGUGUUCAAAAAAGUUCCAGGAUUCAAAGACAUCCGUGUUCUGGGCUUUCGAUCGGAGGACGUGUCUGUGCGCUACGCUGUUGUCUUUAAUGGAGAAACGGAGCUCAACGAUGAACCCGAGGGUUUGGAGGCGGCAGACACGGAGAAUGGCGAGGACAUCAAUGCUCCUAAGCUCAAGUACAUAAUCGUGAAGGCCUUAAAAGAGGAGCCCUCGCUGCCUCUGGAUAUAGAGACGCUCAGCUUUGAGGCUGUAAACACAGUUUAUCCGGUUGCGGAGCUCGGCAUGAACCAUCUUGAGACAGUAGUAUCGGACACUAUGCCGGCACCGACAGAGGACAGCACUCCCACCCAAAGGUUCUUCCCCACCGUGGCUGUGAUUGGGAACUCGUUAGAAGCCUAUACCAUCGAAGCGGAAACACACACCUUCGUGCCUUUUAUCCCCAACGUCACGCCAGAAGCCACAUCGGCUGCGGAGAAUCCUCUAAUGGCGGCAGUAGAGGAGGAGGAGGAGUCUGCACAAGAAUCUGCCGAGGAGGCCGAAGACGUUCUGCCACCAGAAGAGGAAGCAGAGGCAGAGGUGGAGGACAUACCACCGACUGAACAAGACGAAGGAAGUAAGGCUGAAACUGAGGAUCAGGUGACAGACGAACCUAAACCAGCUGAGGAAUAUCCAGACAAUGAAGACCUUUCUGUGGCAACUCCAGACUCCCAACCUCAACCAGUGCUUACUGAUGCACCUGCUGAGAUUACCGUUGACCUACCACAGUCUACAGAACCCACAGUUCCAGAGGUAUCCGUCACGGAAGCAGCAAUCCCAGUUCCCACCCCAUCAUCGAAAGAAAACCCAGUUCAAGCCAUUGAACCAGAAGAUGAUGAGGAGCCACUGCCAGACCCAGUGGAACGCGAAGAAGGCCCACAGGAUAGUAAUGAUUCGAGUGGAGUGGCCCCGGGAACAGUGGACCUUCCUGCUGAUACAUCCGUCAUUCAACAGGAUGCAGGGCCAAGUCGAAACGCAACAGAGAUGGAACUGACCGACCAAGAAAAUGGCAGUGGAUUCGCUUCUGAGUACGAUGAACGCCCGUAUGAAUCCACGGCCGCCCCAGCCAUGAGACAAGCCAGCACACCUCUGAUGGCAACAGUGGCUAAAAACAAAGAGUUAGUGGUUUUCUUUAGCUUAAGGGUCACCAACAUGAUGUUUUCUGAUGACCUGUUCAACAAGAGCUCCCCUGAAUAUAAGUCACUGGAGAAUACGUUUCUUGAACUGACACAGCACUCUGGGUCCAGACACUCGCCAAACCCUGGAGCUUCCAGUAAAUCUGGGCCUGGGAGACAGACGACUUUAGCCUCCAUACCGCUUUUGCCAUAUUUACAGUCCAAUUUGACUGGGUUUAAGCAGCUGGAAAUUCUAAACUUCAGGAACGGAAGCGUCGUGGUGAACAGCAGGAUGAAACUGGACAAGCCGGUACCUUAUAAUGUCACGGAGGCGGUUCACUGUGUGCUCGAGGACUUCUGCAACGCAGCAUCCAAACGGCUCGACAUCGAGAUUGACAGUCGCUCCUUGGAGGUCGAGCCAGCUGACCAAGCAGAUCCCUGCAAGUUCCUGGCGUGCAAUGAGUUCUCGCGCUGCGUGGUGAACAGCUGGACCGAAGAAGCCGAGUGCUUGUGUGAUCCUGGGUACAGCACCGUGGACGGCCUGCCCUGUCAGAGCACCUGUGCGCUGCAGCCGAACUACUGCCUGAACGGGGGCCAGUGUGAAAUAAUCCCAGGGCACGGAGCCACCUGCAGGUGCCCUGUAGGUAAAUACUGGCACUACCAUGGAGAACGCUGUCACGAGCUGGUGUCGAUGCCUGUUGACCCUCAGCUCAUUGUGAUCUGCCUCGUGGGGAGCCUCUGCCUCGUCUGUGCCGUCAUUGGCAUUUUAAUAUUCAUAAACAAGAAAUGCGUAAGAACCAGGAAGGCUGUAACGUUGGUGCACACCCUCGCUCCGUAUGCCUUUGAGAAUACUUUGAGGGUGAACCCGGUAUUUGAGAAUGACGAUGGGGUCUUAACUCAAGUGUCCACAUUACCAUGUUCUUCAAGUUCUGCCUCCUCCCAGUCCCAACACUCUGAGCAAGAACAUUUUGCCUCAAUCGAAAACAUACGUCUCAGUAUCGAGAUCCCCAGACAACUCUACACAACAAGAUCAGAAAAGUUAGUCUCAGAAAUGGUGGAUUUUCACCACUGUAUACCACACAAUGAGAUCUAUGACAUAUGCCAAAGACGUGGCAGCUACCAAAUGAAUACAGAACAUGUUGUCUUUUAAGGGCAUCAGAUAACGAGUGUUUCGAGGUGACGGUUCUCUAAUGACACGGCGUUCGUCUGCGGAGCCGCCAGCACAGACAUGAGUCACGGGCAAAACAGAGACUGAUGUCGCUGGAUGUUGGUGUCAUGUACAGAUGCAGAUACAGUAGACCAGUGAGUUCAUAGUGAUCAAAGCGUCUCGUUAGACAGAGAGCUAUGGAUAUGAAGGUGGACUUAGGCUGUGUUUAAGUGGAACCUAAUAUUUAUUUGAUAAUGGUAGGAACAUUUCCUGUAUAGCCUUGGCAAAAGGUUGUUCUUUCCUCACAAUGAGGUAUUUAUUAUUGACACACUGAUACACUCGGCGGUAUCCCGUGUUUAGGGUUAGGGUUUAAUACUGUUUGUUCUAAUGUCGUUCUGUAACACUGUUGGGUCCCAAAAAGAGAAUGAAUGUAUAAGCUGUUGACUUCUGACACUGUUUAUAGAACUACUUGCAUCCAUCUGACCUUUUCACAACAACUUUCAAUCACUAAUCAUUUGUGUAUUGACAAUUGGACUUCUUUUCUUUUUUUUUUUUUUUUUUUUUACAUUUUACAUUU